AUGUCCGGGACGACCUUCAUCCUCAACCUCCUCUUCCUCCCCGAAACCUUCGCAUUAAUCCUCCUCCCCUGGAAACCCUCCCGCGGGCGCAAGCUCACAUAUAACAAACGCUACCUCUCACCCAUAAACGUCUCAGUGCAAAUAUGCAUACUUGGAGCGUCCACCAGCUUGGCCAAUAGCAGAGUCGACCCGAAGGAAGACCUCGUCUGUUUUCCUGGGAUCAAAGAUUUCACGAGUUGCCAUCGAGACAGCAGGUUGUUCCACAAAUACAAUUGGUCUGAGGAAGCAUUGAAACUGGAGAAAAUUGCUAUAGAUUCAAGAGCAUGGCAUACAUGGACUAUGACUGAAGCCCUGCGUACCUUCAAGUGUCUAAAGGGGUUCGUACUAAUAGUGCAUUCCUUCAGCUGUCGGCACACAUUGGAGGGCAAUCAGGCCACUGAUCUGGCUUUGAAAAACUUCCCGGCUAUUGCCUAUUAUCAAAACACACUAAACGCCUUUUGGUGGCUUAGACAUGGAGGCAGAGAGGGCAGUAAACGGGCAAAGCCAAAGCUUGCGAGUAUGCAAUUAGACUGCGACGGGGAAGGAUGCUGCCUGCCUGCAUGA
Molecule: messenger RNA, 603 nt
Organism: Hyaloscypha bicolor E
Lineage: Eukaryota; Fungi; Ascomycota; Leotiomycetes; Helotiales; Hyaloscyphaceae
Exons: 1
Coding region: 1-603 (200 amino acids)
Source: RefSeq, a predicted model, not a curated record